Molecule: messenger RNA, 2711 nt
Organism: Zophobas morio
Lineage: Eukaryota; Metazoa; Arthropoda; Insecta; Coleoptera; Tenebrionidae
Gene: sprt
Product: sprite
Exons: 8
Coding region: 181-2610 (809 amino acids)
Molecular function (GO): protein binding
Source: RefSeq, a predicted model, not a curated record
CUCGUUAGUCUCGCGCGAGCCGAUGUUGUAGUGUCAAUAGAACUCGCACUUACCAUCGUUCCGUAAUCUUAUUUUGUGUUUUGGUGAUAACUUCGUAGUGUUUUUUUUUUUUUUUAAUUUGUGGAGAUAGCAACUGAUUUGAGGAGUAGGCAGAAAGCAUCGCUGGUUCGCGAUGUUGCGAUGAAUUCGCCGCUCCCGUCAAGUCCACGUUCCCGCAGCCAGGCAGGGGGCCGGCGCGUCGGCGGCCGCUCAGCACUGCACUCGGAUUGCCCGCCGGAACCGGAGGACUCGCCCGGCCUGGGACAGAGAUCGCUUUCUUUGACCACGCUACAGCCGACUAUCAUCCAGCCCAGGAUGGCCCAACUCGAAACGCUCGAAGCCAAGAUGGCCAGCAUUGAGGUGUCCCUUUCGAGCACACCAAGACGCAAAAAGAACGGCAGCUUGGGCGGAAUCAACUCGUCGAUUCGGUCCAUACCGAAGGAGAUCGCCGCCAAAGAGCUGGAGACGUUGAGGAAUGCGCUUAGGGAUAAGGAGAAUAUUAUACAGAGUUUGAAGGGACAGCUGACGAUUCCGGGGUUGAGGUUGUCGUCGAUUAGGAACUCGAGUAAUGGGAGUAGUAAUAGGGAUUUAACGGAGGUGGAGAAGAAGCAGGCUGAAGAGAGAUUGAGUAGGCUGAAGACGGAUGUGGAUAACAAGAGGUUGGCGAUUAAGAAUUUGAAGAUGGCUUUGGAACGGCUGGAUAUCACUGACAACAUCGACGUUCGGAUCCAGCAAGCCGAAUUGGAAUACCAGCUAGGCCGCGAAGAGCUCAAUUUGUUAACAUUGCUGGAGGAAACGCGCGCUCUCCAAUUAUGUCUAGAUGAAUCGAAUAAAAACUCGUCGGAAUCUCAUACUUUGUACAGCUGCGUCAACGGCAGCGUCCACGUGAUACUCUUGGGCGUGGAGGUCGAGUACGACCCCAAGAGCCCGAAAUUCGGCGCCAGCCAGAAGGACAACUUGACGGGCCUUUGGGUGGACUGGGCGUUGGAAGAAACGGGGCUGUGUAAGGGAGACAGAUUAGUCGAAGUCAACGGGAAAAUUGUCUUAACGAAGAACCGAGACGACUUAAGCCGACUACUUGCCGCUGCUCCAGAUCCCGCCCAAAUCGUGAUCCUGCGGAAAUUAUCAGAAAAUGGUACCAACAUCUCGUUGGGUACCACCAACAAAGAAGUGGCGUCGCUUCGAUGCGAACUGGAGGCUGUGCGGGAAAGGGCCGAAGAAGCCCAGAAGACGAAGGAAGGGCUGAUUUCGGACAACAUUCGACUGACGCAUCGAAUUUCCUACUUGGAGGAACAGGUUUCCGAACUCCUGUGCCGCAACAAAUCCGACCAAGAUCUCCGCGUUCUUGCCAAAACUCCUGUGAUUUCAACAGUCAAAACAAACCAAAACGUGACCAACAUUAACAUAACUACGCAACCGACUGUGUCCACGAACCCCCAAAAUCCCAAAGAAGUCCAAGUCUUUCAAAAAGGUCCUCAAGUGACAGCACUAGUAGCAAACAUCCCCGGUUUGGAAUCGUCCAAAGACACACACUCUUCGCUUCCUGUCAGAUCCAAAAGUAGUCUUUCUAACGUUUCAAAUACUCAUAUCGUAGCACCAAGUCCGCAACCUCCUGAAGGCUACCACUGCCACAAAGGUCACAGACACAAGCACAGAUCGCGGCAUGGGUUACAGACUUGUACUAGUACCCAGAAUUUGGACGAAAAGGUGACUUAUCGGAAACACAGUCACCAUCAUCACCACAGAGAAAAGGACUACAACUCUGAAACUAACUCCGCGAUUGAACACGUGACUAGAUAUAACAAACGAAACACGGAAAAUGGGCACAGAUACUCGAACACUAACGAGAAUCAUCGAUAUUCAACAAACUCUGAAAAAGACUUUGGUUCAGAUAUCAUGGACCAGAGUUACAAGAAAGCAACGAAAAUCGUCCACGAACUCACUCGAACUAAUCGAGACAGUCUGUAUGAAAAACACAGACAAAAGUGCAUUACUGCGUCCGAAAAAUACAACUCUGAUAUUUUAAAACACUACAACGCUCGUAAAUCUACUUCAGUUCUAGAUUUUCGUUCGGAAAUACACAUUGGUCCGAAAUACUCCGACUCAAAAAGUGUCGAGGAAUUAGACACAAAUUCGAACAACGAUAAACGCGUCUAUAAAAAAAUACAAGACAGUCGGAGUGUUAAGUCCUUAGAUUUUGAUAGCGACUGUAACUCCACGACUAGUUACAAAACGAAGAGUAUCGACUAUACUUCGGAACCGAUCGAGAAUAAUCGGAAGUUGGCGGGUUACACCGGGUACUAUUCGGAGGUGAAGCCGAGACCGACUCCGCCCAAAAAACCGAUUCGGUUGUCUUUGCAUAAGACACAGAGUCUACAGUCGGUGGAAACCCCUUCGACUACGCCGAGUAGUUCCCCACAGAAGAAUGAGUCAAGGAAGAGGAACCACAAGGGGGAAACCCCGAGCAAUUUGGAAACAAAUGGGAUUAAUGGGUGUCACGAGACUGCCAAGUGGAUGAGUUAUGGGCAGAAAUUGCUCGAAAAUGGGGUGGAUAGCGGGAGUUGGUGCUGAAAAUGGAAGUUUAAUGUAGUGAUUUUUAAAAGUGUAACCGUAGAUAGGAAAUUGUGUACAAAAGUAGGAUUUUAUUUUGCGUUCGUAAUUUAAUGUAAUGU